Molecule: messenger RNA, 3197 nt
Organism: Salvia hispanica
Lineage: Eukaryota; Viridiplantae; Streptophyta; Magnoliopsida; Lamiales; Lamiaceae
Gene: SDP1
Product: Patatin-like phospholipase family protein
Biological process (GO): lipid metabolic process
Molecular function (GO): triacylglycerol lipase activity
Source: RefSeq, a predicted model, not a curated record
AUCCUCUUUUCAUUUGAAGCGAUUCUCGAUUCACUCAUAAAUUUUAUUAUUAUAAAAUUAGAUCGUGCCGAGCCCAUUUGUUGAUGAUCAAACGUCAAUUUUAGCACGAUGUCGUUUUCUAAACGGAUCCUCUGCCCAUAGCGUAAUUUGAUUAAUAGUUUUAGCUGCACACGCAUUGCUUCGUUUAAGCUUCAGCUGCUUGCUUCGUUUCCUUUUCGUAUAAGAAAUAAAGGUUUACUAAUUUGAGUUUCUUCAAACCCCUUUUUCCCAUCUCUUCGCAUUUUUGUCGAGUGGGUGGGAUUUUAAAUUGAUUUGAGGGCGACCCUUUUGAAGAUUUAUCAAGAGGGGCCGUCAAAGAUUCAAUCUUGAUUUGUGGGUCCUUCGCGAUCUGGGCGGCUUUGUGUUCGAAUUUGGUGUUGGAGAGUUCAAAUUCAAGAUAGGGCUUUAGGGGUUAACUUGCCUCUUGUUUGGCUGAAGAAAAAUGGAUAUCAGUAAUGAGGCUAGGGUUGAUUCAUUCUCGAUUGGGCCGUCUACGCUUUUUGGCCGGACCGUUGCUUUUAGGGUGUUGUUCUGCAAUUCUAUGUCACAUUUGAGGCAUCAAAUAUUUGGGAUGUUGUUGAUGUACAUUUACAAGUUCAAGAAUUGUUUGAGGGACUACUUAUCCCCUGUGAUCUCAUGGCUCCAUCCGAGGAAUCCACAAGGGAUUCUCGUGAUGGUGACGAUGAUCGCCUUCUUGUUGAAACGCUACACGAAUGUUAAGAUGAGGGCGGAGAUGGCUUAUAAGAGGAAGUUUUGGAGGAAUAUGAUGAGGGGUGCGAAUAACUAUGAUGAGUGGGCUCAUGCAGCUAAAAUGAUAGAUAAAGAGACUCUUAAGAUGAAUGAAUCUGAUCUCUAUGAUGAGGAGCUUGUGAGGAAUAAGCUUCAAGAGCUUCGCCAUCGUCGCCAGGAGGGCUCUCUUAGGGAUAUUAUAUUCUGUAUGAGGGCUGACUUGGUUAGAAAUCUUGGCAAUAUGUGCAAUCCAGAGCUCCACAAGGGGAGGCUCCACGUGCCGAGACUCAUAAAGGAGUACAUAGAUGAGGUCACGACACAGUUGAGAAUGGUGUGCGACUCUGAUUCCGAGGAGCUUCUGUUGGAGGAGAAGCUCGCCUUUAUGCAUGAAACGAGGCAUGCCUUUGGUAGGACUGCUUUGCUUUUAAGUGGAGGCGCUUCAUUGGGAGCUUUUCAUGUUGGGGUAGUAAAAACAUUGGUAGAACAUAAGCUUUUGCCUCGGAUAAUUGCUGGUUCUAGUGUGGGGUCCAUAAUGUGCUCUGUUGUUGCAACUAGGUCUUGGCCUGAGCUACAGAGUUUCUUUGAGGAUUCCUGGCAUUCGAUUCAGUUUUUCGACCAGAUGGGUGGGAUUUUCACCGUUUUCAAGAGGGUCAUGACGCAGGGCGCGGUUCAUGAGAUUAGACAGUUGCAGGUGAUGUUGAGGCACCUUACAAAUAAUCUAACUUUCCAGGAAGCUUACGAUAUGACCGGGCGCAUCUUAGGGAUCACGGUCUGUUCCCCGAGGAAGCACGAACCUCCGAGAUGCCUCAAUUACCUGACUUCACCUCAUGUGGUCAUUUGGAGUGCCGUGACUGCUUCUUGUGCCUUUCCUGGUCUUUUUGAGGCUCAAGAGCUUAUGGCAAAGGAUAGAAUCGGGGACAUUGUGCCUUUUCACCCUCCGUUUCAGCUGGGGCGGGAAGAGGCUUCCAGCACAUCUUCACGUCGUUGGAGAGAUGGUAGCUUGGAGAUUGAUCUGCCAAUGAUGCAGUUGAAAGAACUUUUCAAUGUAAAUCAUUUCAUAGUGAGCCAGGCAAACCCUCAUAUUGUGCCUUUAUUGAGGCUCAAGGAGCUUGUUCGAGCAUAUGGAGGCAACUUUGCUGCAAAGCUUGCUCAUCUAGCUGAGAUGGAGGUAAAACACAGAUGCAACCAAAUAUUGGAACUUGGUUUUCCAUUGGGGGGACUUGCCAAGCUCUUUGCUCAAGAUUGGGAGGGCGAUGUCACUGUCGUGAUGCCUGCUACUUUAGCACAGCUAUCAAAGAUAAUACAGAAUCCAUCAUAUGUAGAGCUUCAGAAAUCAGCAAACCAGGGGAGGAGAUGCACUUGGGAGAAGCUGUCGACGAUCAAGGCUAAUUGUGGGAUAGAACUCGCCCUAGAUGAGUGUGUCGCGAUUCUCAACCACAUGCGUAGAUUGAAGAGGAGCGCAGAGAGGGCUGCGGCGGCAGCUUCGUCUCACAGCAUGCCUCUUCCUUCCACAGUGAGGUUCAACGCGUCGAAGAGGAUUCCUUCUUGGAACGUCAUUGCUCGAGAGAACUCGACUGGGUCUCUGGAGGAAGACCUACUCGCAGAGGCCGCAUCCUCUCUUCACCAGGGUGCGGGCAGCUCGGCUGGGCAAGCCUCGAGGAAUCUACGGAGUUACCGGUACAUGCACGACGGGAGCGACAGCGAGUCCGAGACUGCUGAUCUGAAUUCUUGGACGAGAUCGGGUGGCCCGCUGAUGAGGACUACUUCAGCCGAUCAAUUUGUCGAUUUCGUACAGAAUCUCGAGAUCGAUACCAGAAUGAACAGAGGUGCGAUGGGACACUUGAGCAGUGCCGGGAUCCAGCCAGCGGUGCGCGAUCAGGUGCAUCACGGCCUGAGGGUCACGACACCAGAUAGGACAUCGUCAGACACAGAGUACGAUCAGUCUGGCAGCCGGACACCGACUCCUGUAGGGAGUUCGAGCAUCAUGGUGGCGGAAGGUGAUCUUCUGCAGCCCGAACGAAUCCAGAACGGUAUAGUGUUCAACGUCGUGAGGAAGGAGGUGCUGACCCCAUCAAGCAGGAGCAUCGAGUCGCCCUCUGAGCAAAACAGCUCCACUCACGAGUCGGUCGCUGAGUGUGUGCAGCUCGACUGCCCGGAAAAGGAGAUGGACGCCACCUCCAUCUCCGAGAGUGGAGACGAUGUGAGGGAAGACAUUUGUGUCGCGGGAGAUAUCUCGGAUUGCGUCCCGGAAAAUCCUUCCGGUGAUGAUAUAUGCGAUAAGCACGUUACUGGGGGCGAGUAGAAUGGCGUUUGCUAACUGAGCAAAAAAGAUAAAGGGUAAUCAGCUUUAUGUAAUCAAGUAUCAUUACAUGCUGUGUAAUAUCUGAAUCUUUCAAAUGAGGCAAGUUAUCGACAUAUUUACAGUCCAA